Messenger RNA from Myxozyma melibiosi, 2296 nucleotides. RefSeq lists its product as uncharacterized. The annotation marks the transcript as partial. The record is from RefSeq and is a predicted model, not a curated record. NCBI's taxonomy places the organism in Eukaryota, Fungi, Ascomycota, Lipomycetes, Lipomycetales, Lipomycetaceae. The transcript has a single exon.
CCCAUCGACCCCAUCGAACCUCCACCAGCAAAACAGGGAUUGCACGAAGCAGUUCUACUCAUGAACUCGCCGGCCCUGUCUGCUGUAUUUGUUUCCCCUUCUUGCAUUUCUGGCAGGCCACUAUUUUACUCACCCGCUCCAAUGCGGCAUCGGGUUCUUGAGGCGUGGUUUGCCAGAGAUGCCGCGAUAUUAGCUGCUGCGAAAACUGCUGCAGUUCGCAGUGGAUUUCGUCAACUAUUUACAGCUGCCAAUAAACACCCUCGACGAUCUUCAUUUCCCGAUGAAGUCAAUACGAGUGGUCCACAAUCCCCAGUUAGCGUGGCUACUUCUCAAUCGUCACCACACCCUAACAAGUGUCCACCAUUCUUUAUUCCUUUCAAUCGUCAAGCAUUCUUAACGACCCCCAAAUCUCCGUUAAUGAAUUACGCCUGGGUGAUUGAUCAAUUACGGGAACAGAUCGAGGCUGCUUUCACGGAACGACUGCGUAACAAGCAACCGCUAGUCGACAAGUACGGCAGAGUGUUUACUGCAAAUUGGCGGGUGCCUUCAUCAUACCGGGAGCUCGCGCGCGCCUUAGAGAAGCCGGGACCGAAUGGGAAGCGGCCAGAUAUACGGGAUUUCUUCUGUAAACGAGAGAGAUCUAUCACGGAGCUGAAGGAAGAAGCGUUGGCUGAUUAUUUGGUUAAAAUUUACAGCAGUCGGUUUCCGCCCGUACUUUUCAGAAAGGGUAAGAACGAGCUAAAGAUGAGGCUACUCGAUGGAAUUAAUAUGUUUGGCACUGAUAUCGCGGUGCGAGGAGUGAGAGCCGAUCAACAUCCUGAAGCUAGAAUUGAUCUGUCGUCGCAGAAGUUUAUGUCAAAGGCUAUGCUGGCUCGCUAUGGUUUUCCUAUCCAGUGGAUGAUUGUGUCUGCCAUGCAUUUCCCACUAGCCGGACACGACCACUGGGACAAGGUGCGGUAUUUGACGGGGACGAAUUGGGGCAUGUUUGUGACGUCAGCUGUCUACAAAAAUCUAGUCGACAGAAAAAAAUCAGCCGACGACCUCAUUGCCUGGAUCCGAUGCGUGCGUGCGCCAACGGGCGAAGAAGCAAUCGCUGCUAUGGACGGAAAGAAUGAGUGGCCGUCUGAACUACUGCUAUUCACGUUGAUGCGAAAGCUAACAAAGCGAGCUCUGCGAUCGAUCUUCAAGAUUCUCUCAAAACACUUCCACAAGCUGGAUCAAGAAGCUCAACGGACUGCCAGCGCGAGAAUCAUACGUCACAUUUGGAGAGAAAGUCCGGAGCUUUUGCCCAAAAUUGCAGAGCUUUUCGUUAAGGACGGUCGUGACAAAGGGAGCGAGACGUGUAACCGGAUGCUCUACUUGUUGUCAGUGCGGACGACUAUCAAUUACCCAGAUCCAAUGUCCCGGGUAUAUUUACUAGAGGCGCAGCAAACGCUUCUCAGAGACAUGCAGAGCAACGAUAUCAUCCUCCGUCGUGAAGGCUAUUUAUCUCUAGCGGCCUUCGCACGCUACGAGGACCCACAGGGAGCUUUACAUAUUUUGGAUACUAUGACAAAGCACGGCAUGCCGCUCGAACGUACGGGCGAGACUAUCCGUUCAAUGAUCUCGCUUGACGUGGAACAAAACAAGAGCUCGCGCUAUAUACCCGGAGGAAAAUACGCUACGGAUCUAGGAAAGCUCUCUGUUGUGCCGGACUUGUACACGGCGACGAAGAUUUACGAAGAGCUGCCGGGCGAGGCGCAGAAUGAUCACAAGACGUGGAAUGUUUUGCUUAAAAAGGUUAUUGAGUUUGAGAGUCUUAAGCCUGAAGCCGUCUUUGAUUUGCUUCAGCACUUUAACGAAACCGGCGUCACGUUGGACCGAUUUCUUGUUCAGAAGCUGAUGUCGGUGCUGAAUUCAGCGGAUGACGGCAUUAAAUUGCUAUCAGAAAUAGAACCUGUGAAGGUCAGGACACACCCACGAGUCGUCCGAAGCUUUAUUAUGUGCUGUCAUAGAGAUCCUUCUGAUCCUGAAGCAAUGAUCAAAGCGCAGGCGGUUCUGGACGAGUUUGAGCUUGAACAUACCGAGAAUCAGAAGUUGUUGAACUCGAUAUUAGCGUACAGGAGGUGGAAGUUACGGGAAUAUCAGAUACUGGCAUUGAAUGGAAUAGCGGAAGAAUUGAAGCCAAAAAUGGAAGAAGACACACAUUGGGCCGGCUCGAAUGAGUAGAUUGUUUGUAUACAGAUUGAGCUUGAGUUGCAGAAUUUGUUGAUUAUUCGAAGCAGAAGUGGUAAUUUUGUAUAUAAUAAGAGCAUGA